Messenger RNA from Colletotrichum navitas, 634 nucleotides. RefSeq lists its product as uncharacterized. The coding region runs from base 92 to 553 and encodes 153 amino acids. The transcript has a single exon. The record is from RefSeq and is a predicted model, not a curated record. Lineage: Eukaryota; Fungi; Ascomycota; Sordariomycetes; Glomerellales; Glomerellaceae.
GAAGUAAUCGACUUUGCUUCUCAAGAUGAGAUACGGCUUUGUGACGAUUUUCUCAGUGAAAUGGUCUCUCUCUUGAAGAGGGGCGGAAUGGAUGUCUCAGCUAACUUCAGCAUGCGGUCAAACAAGGGAAGUCAGAGCGGCUUUCAUCGACGGGGAUUUCCCCGAAGUGUGCGUUGGUUUUAGCUCUGCACCAUGCGGGGAAGCUUUGCAAUCUCACCCCCAAACUGAUCUGCAGCGAGAUUUAGCUCGGCGCUCGUUUUACGCUUCGGAAUCGCACGAAAGUUCUUGCAGAAACCCAAGCCACGUGGGAGCGUCAUCAAUGUGGGACUUCAUCACCUCGAUCCUUGUCUGGUCCAUUUGGUCUAGCACUAGUGCAACCUUUGAUGGUAAUGCAAGGCAGAGGCUGUGUAACACGCUCAUUCUUUGGUCAAGGGUUCUCGAAGCAUACCGCAAGUAUACAACGUGGGGUAUGCCAUAUGAUGUCAUCUACAACUGCCAAAAUUGGCAUCUUCACAGAAUUCCAAUGGAAGUAAUAGAGGAGGAAGAUGACUGAGAUUCAGGGCCGUGUUGAAAUAUCCAGCUGUCCCUUUACAGCCGUCUCGAUGUAUACUGAUUAGGCGCAAGUCCAAACGGA